Messenger RNA from Huiozyma naganishii CBS 8797, 2454 nucleotides. RefSeq names its product deoxycytidyl transferase (gene REV1). Gene Ontology annotation, biological process: error-free translesion synthesis; error-prone translesion synthesis. The coding region runs from base 1 to 2454 and encodes 817 amino acids. Gene Ontology annotation, cellular component: nucleus. Lineage: Eukaryota; Fungi; Ascomycota; Saccharomycetes; Saccharomycetales; Saccharomycetaceae. The record is from RefSeq and is a predicted model, not a curated record. Gene Ontology annotation, molecular function: deoxycytidyl transferase activity; DNA-directed DNA polymerase activity; damaged DNA binding. The transcript has a single exon.
AUGAGGGCGAGGAUGGCUGGCGGUGACGCGGGGUACUCGUACGGGGAGUACUUUGCCGACAAGAGGGAGAAACAGAGGAGGCAGGAUGAGGCCGCGAGGGGUUUUGCAAGUCGCGGUGGGAUAUUCGCAGGGCUUGUCGUGUACGUGAACGGGUACACGCGGCCGUGGGAUAGGCUUAAAUUGCACGCAGAGAUCGUGAAACAUGGUGGUGAGUUCUGCCACUAUAUGUCAGGGAAACGGCAAGUGACACAUAUAAUAGCUUCAAACCUCACACUCAAGAAAUUCGUAGAGUUUCGUAACUAUAAAGUGGUCUCCGCUCAAUGGGUAGUAGACUCAAUACAGCGGGGGAGAUUGCUCCCCUGGCAAGAUUACAGAGUGGAGGGGCAGGGGGAUGAUCAACAGAAACUAGACUUGAAAGCACUGCGUGCAACGAGCACGACCGAUUGUAAUGGACCCGAUUUCAUUACUAACUACUUCAGUAACUCACGGUUACAUUUGUUGUCCUCAUGGAAGGCUAAACUGUACAGGGAGGCGCUGAUCAGGUUUCAAAAAGGUGCAGUACAUUUGCCCCAGGGCAACGAUACACUCACGGUGUUCCAUAUCGAUUUCGAUUCUUUCUUCGCUAUCACUGCAUACUUGUACAGACCUAUCGAAUACAGGGACUGUGAAUUCGAUAAAGAUCCAAUAGUCGUCUGUCACGGUAAACAUAACUCCGAUAUAGCAUCCUGCAAUUACGUAGCAAGAGGGUACGGAGUCAAGAACGGUAUGUGGGUCCGUGAGGCGGAGAAACUGAUGCCUGGGGGGGUCCACCUAGUUAAAUUGCCCUACUGUUUCAAACAGUUCAGAGACACUUCGGACCUGUUCUACAAGAUCCUCAUUGAAGAGUUUAAAGACGAGUUCGGAGGGCUCGUGUACCCAAUCUCCAUAGACGAACUGCUGGCAGUCAUCGUCAAUUGUAAAUUGGACACGGCACAGUUAUGCGAGCGUAUUAGACAACGUGUAUUUGAACAAACACAAGGUUGCUCGGUCAGUAUUGGCGUCGCGGGGACAAGAAUAGGUGCAAGACUCGCACUCAAACUGGCUAAACCAAACGGGUACAAACUUUGGCCCAGCCCACAGGAGGACGACACAGCGUUCCUUGACAAAUUGGUGCCAUCAGAUAUCCCCGGUCUGGGCCCAUCUCUGCUCUCCCGAUUGCACGCCUCAUACCCACAGGUCAAGACUCUUCUACAAUUGAGAGGACUCACAUUGAAACAGUUGCAGACACCCUUGGGAGAGAAAGUUGGGGAAAAGACAUUCUACAGGUUAAGGGGUCAGGACGACCCAGAGUCACUGAAACUCCUGUAUGAACCAGAGACCGUGUUGCAAAGGAAAACCAUCUCGGUAGAUAUCAAUUGGGCAAUAAGGUUCAGGACAAUUGAACAGGUGGACACUUUCAUGGACCGCUGCGCCACGUUCAUACUGGAGGACAACCCAGAGGUCCUCACGGCGCAAGUGACUCUAAAGAUCAUGCAGCGGUGUGCAGACGCACCCUUGGAACCAACCAAGUACCUUGGAAUGGGGAGGUGCAACGCACUCUCGCAGAGUUCCAAUUUGGGGCUCCCCACGAGGGACCCAGGUGUAAUUAUCACAGAGCUGCAUAGCUUGUUCCGGAAAGUCAAUUGUCUGCCAGGUGACGUCAGGGGGGUCGGCGUCAGCCUUAGCAAGCUCACAUCUGUGGGCCGUACUGUUGGGCACGCUGUGGGGCCACUCCGGAACCAACCCACGUUGCCCUUUCUGCAAUCUACGAGGACUCCUAAUUCAACAACAACAACAACGCCUGUUGAGAAUAGUCGAAAACGGUGUGUGUCCCCCUUGAAAACGUUGAGAAUAAACGAAGAAAAUGACAGCAGGUCACAAGCGACAACGGAGUACCAGGAGCAGUUCCUCAGCGAACUGCCCACCCAGAUACGACGUGAGAUAAACAGAGAACAGGCCAUCAAACGGAAAGUCGAGAGUACUAAAUUGGAUAAGAUUCGCGCCGAUGCACAGAAACGGCAGAAGGCGCAGGACACGUGCAAGGACCACUUCUUGGGGCAGGACUCUCUGUUUGAGCCUAUCAAGUUCCAAGGCUGCUCAAGAUUCAAAGAUAUAUGCAAGCUGAUCAACAAAUGGAUCGACCAAACCGCGUGCGAGAGCAAAGGACCGCACCCUAGAGAUGUCAAGUUGUUCAGAAGGUACCUCGUUAAACUGGCUGCCUCGAACCGGACUCACCUGCUUUUGCAAAUUGCGAACCUUAUAUCGUUGAACUUGAACUUGAAGGCAUCGGAUUCAGAUAAAGAAGUUGUGGAUGCUACUCGGUCAGGAUUACAGGAAUGGGAUAACAUAUUGCUGCACACCGUGGUAAAGAUCCUCAACGAGAACAAGACAACUUUUCAGAGGGAACGCAAAGUGAAAAUAGAGUUCGAUAUAUGA